AUGGCUGCGCCCUUUUCUGUCAGGGGCCGCCCCACUGUGACCUCCUUCAGCGACUGUCACCUCCUAACAUGGCUCAUGUGGUAUCUGUCACCCUCUGUCCCCCAAGAGCAGGCCCUGAGGGUGGGCCGCCCCUGGGGCGCCCUGGCCCGAGGAGACCACAGCAGGUCAGUAGUUGUUGAUGGUCCACCUGCUCUCAAGAGCCGCCCAGGGCUGUGGCCACAGCUUGGGCUCCCCGAGGGCCCCCGCGGCCCAGGCCGCCCGAGCCGCUCCCUGUGUCUCAACCGGGAGAGGAAGUUGCAAGACGGCCAUUGCCGUGCGCGGCGGCUCGGCUCCUCCGGGUCGGCUUUCCCAGCCCGCGGUGUGGGCCUGGCCUGUGGACGUGCCUGUCACACCGCCUGGCCCGGCGGGAGGACGCGGGGGCGGGGAGGGCCAUUUCCUCAUUUUCCAGCUCGGCGAGGAGGCCCAGGGCGAGGGGUCGGGGCCCAGGGCUGGCGGGCCGCUCCGCGGGGCCAGCCUGCGGGACCCGCCCGUCCCGUGUGUGGCUAUGGCACCGGAGCCCCCAGCCCCGUCGCCCAGCGGGCCCCGGGGCCGCCCUGCUGCAGGCCUCGUGUCACUGACCGGGCAGGCAGCGUGACCCACCGCCCGCCGUGGAGGGAAGGGCAGGGCGCCCGUACCUGCCUGUCCCCUAGCAGCUGUCCGCUUGGGGUCUCAGAGUUUGAGAUGCACCACUCUGACCUGCCUUGUUUGGAUAUGGAAGACUGGAAGCACCCAGACGCCCCUCGGCCGGGGACAGCUCGCAUCGUGACAGUGACCACAGCCCCGGGAGGAAGACGCAGGACACCACCGCUCUCCUCCUGUAAACAGGAAAAUCCGUGACGGGGAAGACAGGAGAGGGCUGGACACAGCUCGGGCAGAGCACUGGGAGCACUCGCCCAGGGUGUUUAAGGCCCUGGGUGUGACCCCUGGGACAACAAAAAAGAAGAAAAGGCUAACCUGUAUCGUUAGAGAUGUUUAUAAAGAAAAGCGAGGUGUCAAGCGUA
Messenger RNA from Chinchilla lanigera (long-tailed chinchilla), 1040 nucleotides. Its product is annotated as translation initiation factor IF-2-like. NCBI's taxonomy places the organism in Eukaryota, Metazoa, Chordata, Mammalia, Rodentia, Chinchillidae. Bases 1 to 876 code for a protein of 291 amino acids. The transcript has 2 exons. The record is from RefSeq and is a predicted model, not a curated record.